Lentinula edodes (shiitake mushroom) is the source of this 1893-nucleotide messenger RNA. Its product is annotated as Nonaspanin TM9SF. Gene Ontology annotation, cellular component: membrane. Lineage: Eukaryota; Fungi; Basidiomycota; Agaricomycetes; Agaricales; Omphalotaceae. Bases 1 to 1893 code for a protein of 630 amino acids. The transcript has 21 exons. Gene Ontology annotation, biological process: vacuolar transport; protein localization to membrane. The record is from RefSeq and is a predicted model, not a curated record.
AUGAAGGUUAUACCCUUGGCCAUUUCGGUUUCAUCCUUCGCUUUUUUCUCCAAUGCAUUCUACCUGCCUGGCGCUGCGCCUCGAAACUACGCUCAAGGAGAGCAAGUAGACCUUUUCGUCAACGCUCUAACUCCUAUGAUUUCAGGAAAGGACGACGCAAAACUGAAAUCCUUAAUUAAUUAUGAUUACUAUAAUCCGAAAUUCCAUUUCUGCGAGCCAGAUGGAGGGCCAGUAAAACAGUCCGAGAGUUUGGGUGGAAUCCUUUUCGGAGACCGCAUUUUCAGCUCCCCGUUUGAUAUCAAAAUGCUAGAGAGCAACCAGACGUGUCAGACUCUCUGUAAAACGACUGUGGACGGAGAGAGCGCGAAAUUCAUCAACGACAGAAUACGAGAAGACUAUGCAUUGAACUGGUUGAUUGACGGAUUACCUGCAGCCGAAAUGAAGAUUGACUUGAGGACAGGAGAACUGUUCUUUGACAUUGGCUUCAAUCUAGGAAAUGACGACGAACCCUUCGAGGAAAUGCCGGCUUUAAAUAACCACUACGAGAUCGUACUGAGAUAUCACGAGUACGCUCCUGGCGAUUAUCGCAUCGUCGGAGUCCUAGUGUGGCCCUACAGUAUUGGAGGUGACCAAGAAGGCCCGGCAACCUGUGAUACCGAAAACAUCAGCCCACUGGUUCUGAGCGAAACACAAUCUCAGACUGUACGUUACACCUAUCGUGUAACGUGGAACGCUUCAUCGACCCCUUGGGCCACUCGAUGGGACAAUUAUCUCAAAAUAGCUGACCCUAGAAUCCAUUGGUUUAGUCUUGUUAACUCUAUCGUCAUUGUCGUAUUUCUUCUCGUCAUGGUCUCUAUGAUUCUUUAUCGUAGCGUCUCCCGGGAUAUUUCUAGGUACAACGCAAGUGACAUGAGUGAGGAUGUUCAAGAAGAUUGGGGUUGGAAACUCGUACACGGGGAAGUUUUCCGUCAACCUUCACAUCCCAUGCUUCUUGGCAUUAUGUCCGGAAAUGGUGCACAACUCUGUUCGAUGGUUGGAGUAACUUUAGUGUUUGCGUUAUUGGGUUUCCUUUCUCCUUCAAACCGUGGUUCUUUGGCCACCGUGAUGAUGGUGUGCUUCUCGUUCUUCGGAUGCAUUGGUGGAUAUGUUUCGAGCCGUGUUUAUAGUUCGCUUGGUGGGUCUGACAAGCGCAAAAAUGCGUUCCUUACGGCCACUGGCCUGCCUACCAUCGUCUUCAUGAUAGUAUUCUUGUUAAACUUCUUCCUUCUUAUGGCCAACUCCUCGGGUGCCGUUCCAUUUGGUACACUGCUUGUGAUUGCUCUCCUUUGGUUUGGUAUUUCAGCUCCGUUAUCCGCUGUCGGUUCUUAUUAUGGUACAAAACACGGUGCUAUUCACCACCCUGUGAGAGUCAACCCCAUUCCCCGCCAGAUUCCUCCGAGCCCGAAGUAUCUUCGACCUUGGUCAGCGGCCUUGCUGAGCGGUAUACUUCCUUUUGGUGCCGCGUUUGUUGAGCUCUAUUUUGUCAUGUCGUCGUUGUUUGCCUCGAAGGCAUACUAUGCGUUUGGCUUCGUGGCAUUGACGGCUGGCGUCAUGGGCAUCACGGUUGCAACAGUCAGUAUCCUGUUCACGUACUUCAUGCUGUGCGCUGAAGAAUACCGAUGGCACUGGCGUUCGUUCUUGAUUGGCGGAGGCAAUGCUUUCUGGGUGUUGGCUUACGGACUGUUCUAUUGGGCAUCACGGUUAUCGUUAGGCUCGUUUUCGAGUGUCGCGCUCUAUAUGGGAUAUCUCCUCCUUUUGGCUCUUCUGGAUUUCCUUGUAACCGGUUCUUCCAAUCUCUCUUUAGCUUCGUACUGGGCGGUUCGCAAACUGUACAGUGCAAUCCGAAUCGAUUAG